AGUCGUUCGAGUAAGCAACCGAGACUCAGUCUCGCAUCUUCAAAUAGCCUCGCAUGUUCUCUCGGGGCCUCCUCACGCCGGCCGAGAGGCAAUGCCAUAUAUGUGCGCUCGGGCUCUCCCGACAACGACGAGCGUGGUCGAUCGCCUCUCGACAGGUAUCUACGACAGCGGCGGUGGAGAAGCAGCAACGAGCUUUUCCGAGGGAAGGAGACCGAACCAUCUAUGAAUCGUUUGCUUCUCGGCUCGGCAGUGCGAACGUCGGUCGCAAUGGUGGGGGUGGCAGUCGGAGUGGACCUGGUGAUAAAUCGAGAGGAUUCGAUCAGCGAGGUCUGGGACAGCGUCGAUCGAGACGUCCGAGUCAUGGCAGAUUGCCCAAUGAGACGAAACCGGCGCCGACUUUGGAGCAGCUGAGAAACACCCUGAUACGGAGGUUAGAGCCCUGGAUAUACUCGGAGACUACGUUGAAAAAGCUCGACUCGCUAGGCAUCGGGAUGGAGGACGCCGAGGCGCUGCUCAACGAUUUUCAAGGCGUGGCGAUCAAGUCGCUGAAGGGUCCUGGUUUCGGAGCUGGUACAUCGCAGACCACCGAGACCCCUGAAGCUCCAUUCGCCCUUGAAUGGGACGUCGAGGGUUUGACAUUGUCGUUUCAGCAUGACGCCGACUGGCUGAAGUCGGUAGAGAGGGCGUACCUGCGUCAAUUCUUGCGGUGGGCGACGCACGAGCAAACGACUGGCAUGUUCUCACUGCCUGAACCUCUGGUCGUACGUAUCCGGGAGAUCUUGGAGACGACCGACCUCUCGCAUCUCGCCUCUCAGUUCAACGAGGCCAGGGAGAUGCAUCGGCAGUUUCACCUACACAUCGGGCCGACUAAUAGUGGCAAGACUUAUAAUGCGCUCAAGGCGUUGGCAAAGGCCAAAACAGGAGCAUAUGCAGGACCGCUCCGACUGCUCGCCCAUGAGGUCUGGGAACGGAUGAACAGGGGUACGGUUGGCGGGUUGGAGGAUGGCCAGGGGAGGGAAUGCAACCUGAUCACCGGGGAAGAACGUCGAAUCGUCUCGCUCGAGGCCGGGUUGACGAGCUGUACAGUCGAGAUGUUGUCCUUCAACACACCGUUGGACGUCGUGGUCAUCGAUGAGAUCCAGAUGAUCGGAGACUCUCAGCGAGGAGGUUCGUGGACCAACGCCGUGAUGGGGCUUUUGGCCAAGGAGAUCCAUCUGUGCGGGGAAGAGACCGUCGUUCCCGUCAUACAAAAGUUGGUUGCUGCCAUGGGCGACGAACUGGUCAUCCAUCGAUACGAGAGGUUGACUCCGCUCAAAGUCUUGAACGAGUCUCUCGGUGGUGACCUGUCCAAGGUCGAGGACGGAGACUGUGUCGUCUCUUUCAGCCGGUCAGGCAUCUUUGCAUUGAAGAAAACGAUAGAGGAGAAGCGAGGAAAACGCUGUGCCGUGGUGUACGGCGCUCUGCCACCAGAAACGAGGAGUGAGCAGGCGAGGCUGUUCAACGAGCCGGGGAACGGGAUUGACGUGAUGGUAGCAAGCGAUGCCGUCGGUAUGGGCCUCAACUUGAAAAUUAAGCGAAUCAUCUUUGACACGCUGCACAAGUGGAACGGCAAGGAGGAGGUCUUGAUGUCGUUCUCACAGAUCAAGCAGAUUGCGGGUCGAGCGGGGCGGUUUGGGCAGCACGAUGCUGGGUCCGAGGGAGGCGUGACGACGCUCAACGAGCAGGACUUGCCGUUGUUGCGUCAGAUCUUGCCUUCUCCCCUGACACCGGUUCCUCGAGCGGCUAUCGAACCGGGAUAUGACCGCUUGGCUCGGUUGGCUUUGUUGCUGCCAGAAGAGACGCCUUACGCGAAUCUGCUGGAGACCUACGAGAACUUGGUCCACCUAUCACCGGCAUGCAUGCCGUCGGCCGUGCUACCGCAUAUCAAACUCUCCGAAUUGCUCAAGGGGUUCACCAAGGAUCUCACUCUCAAGGAGAUGGUCACGUUCGGGUUUGCGCCGGUCAACUUGCGGGACGGCAAGGUAGUGUCGGCAUUUCAAAACUACGUCAGCGCAUACGUCAACGAGGGCGAGGUCCUACUCGAGUCGGCAUUAGAAAGCGGUCGUUUAGUACCCAACCUCGAACUGGUCGAAAAGACGAGCAAGACGAUGCAUAGUCCGACCGAGAGUGAGACCCGGGCUGGAGCUGUGCCUUCACCUAUUCCGGCCACCAUCGUCACCGCCAUUCCGGGCCUAGAGUCGCUUCACAAGGCGCUGGUUCUCUACCUCUGGCUCUCGUUUCGACUCCCGCUCAACUUUCCCGAUCGGACGGCAGCGAGCGAGCUCAAAUUGAGGACCGAGGUGAUGCUCGACUUUUGUCUCGAACGGCUACCUGGUUUGAAACGCAAGCGAGGGCUGAAACAUAACAAGCGAGGGAGCAAGGCGGAGCAAGCGGCACUCGAGGCCAUGCCUCGGGAUACGCUCGAAAAGAUCAAGUGGAUACCGCGAGAAAAAAUCGAUACGUUGAAACAUCAACAGCAGUACGGGAAUCUCGACGUCUUGCCUGAUGACCGUCUGUAGAUCAUAUAAUCUGUCGAAUGAAUACCCCACGUGAUUUGCCCGAUGUAUCCUUGUAACGACAUCACCGUGUUCAUAUCUCGAGCCGGUGGCCGUGGUGACCAAUCAGAAGCGCGUCGUUUUGGCGCGCAGAAGCCCGGAACCGCUGCGUGGGGGUUAGCGAACAUUCACAAGUUGACAAGCAGCUAUCCC
Molecule: messenger RNA, 2747 nt
Organism: Filobasidium floriforme
Lineage: Eukaryota; Fungi; Basidiomycota; Tremellomycetes; Filobasidiales; Filobasidiaceae
Product: RNA helicase like protein
Exons: 2
Coding region: 54-2558 (834 amino acids)
Biological process (GO): RNA catabolic process; mitochondrial RNA 3'-end processing
Cellular component (GO): mitochondrial degradosome
Molecular function (GO): ATP binding; RNA helicase activity; hydrolase activity, acting on acid anhydrides
Source: RefSeq, a predicted model, not a curated record